This is a messenger RNA of Prorocentrum cordatum, 1053 nucleotides long. Lineage: Eukaryota; Dinophyceae; Prorocentrales; Prorocentraceae. The record is from the annotation of a GenBank genome assembly.
AUGCUGGAUAUCGGUCGAGGGUCUCGAGAAGGCGCUACUUUCUUCGAUGCGUCGAUCAAGAACUGCGGUCGGACAAAACAAUGGAGCGCAGCACUGCGGUUACUCCGCGAAGAGAUUCGAUUAGGUGUGCAAUUUGCCCCAAGUCACUACAUGGCGACCAUCAGCGCAUGCAGAAAAGGCGGGCAGUGGCAACACUCGCUGUCAGUGCUUAGUGAAAUGUGGGAGGCGAAGUUGGAGCCCAACGUCAUCUCCUACAGCGCUGGGAUCAGCGCGUGCGAGACGGGCGAGCAGUGGCAGCGGGCGCUGACGCUGCUGAGCGAGGUGCGGGGGGCGAAGCUGGAGCCCGACGUCAUCAGCUACAAUGCUGGGAUUAGCGCGUGCGGGAAAGGCGAGCAGUGGCAACGGGCGCUGGUGCUGCUGAGCGAGAUGUGGGAGGCGAUGGUGGAGACCAACGUCAUCAGCUUCAGCGCUGGGAUCAGCGCAUGCGAGACGGGCGAGCAGUGGCAGCGGGCGCUGGCGCUGCUGAGCAAGAUGCGGGAGGCGAAGUUGGAGCCCGACUCAGCUACAACGCUGGCAUCAGCGCGUGCGAGAAGGGCGAGCAGUGGCAGCGAGCCCUGGUGCUGCUGGGCGAGAUGCGGGGGGCGAAGCUGGAGCCCGUCUCAGCUACAAUGCUGGGAUCAGCGCAUGCGAGAAGGGCGAGCAGUGGCAGCGAGCCUUGGCGCUGCUGAGCGAGAUGCGAGGGGCGAAGUUGGAGCCCGAUUCCAUCUCACUACAAUCUACAAUGCUGGCAUCAGCGCGUGCGAGAAAGGCGAGCAGUGGCAGCGCGCCCUGGCGCUGCUGGGCGAGAUGCGGGGGGCGAAGCUGGAGCCCACCGUCGUCAGCUACUGCGCUGGGAUGAGUGCGUGCGCGAAGGGCGAGCAGUGGCAGCGGGCCCUGGCGCUGCUGAGCGAGAUGCGGGGGGCGAAGCUCAAGCCCGAAGGCAUCUCAUGUACAAUGCUGGGAUCAGUGCGUGCGCGAAUGGCGAGCAGUGGCAGCGGGCCAUGGCCCUGCUGA